AUGUCGACACCAUCCGGUGCAAAUAAACGUUUAAUAACUGAAAUAACAAAACUUAAAGCAUUAUCAGCUAAUACUGAUGGUUCAUCAGUGAAAUUUCUUCUUGAUAAAUCUCCAAUAGAUGAUCCAUCAGGAGCAUCUCGAGGAGGCGCAGGUAAUUCAGCUCAAAAUAUAAUCCUAGGCCGAAUAUUACCCUCAUCAAGUAAUUAUAAUCAAUAUGCUUAUCAAAUUGAAGUUAAAUUACCUGCUGAAUUUCCAUUUAAACCACCUGAAGUUCGUUUUGUUACACCUAUAUAUCAUCCAAAUGUCGAUGAGCAAGGUAAAAUAUGUGUUGAUUUACUUAAUGCAAGUGAAACAUGGAAACCAACAACAUCAUUAGUUGAUGUUGUUAAAGCUGUUGCUGACCUUAUCGAUAGUCCUAAAAUUGAUCAUGCACUUAGUCCUGAAAUUGCCAAUGAAUAUACAGCAAAUAAAGCCGAAUUUGAUAAAAAAGCGUUAGCUGCAGCGAAAAAACAUGGUUUAUCACGUAGUUAA
Molecule: messenger RNA, 531 nt
Organism: Adineta steineri
Lineage: Eukaryota; Metazoa; Rotifera; Eurotatoria; Adinetida; Adinetidae
Source: the annotation of a GenBank genome assembly